Messenger RNA from Scatophagus argus, 1663 nucleotides. RefSeq names its product tumor suppressor 2, mitochondrial calcium regulator a (gene tusc2a). NCBI's taxonomy places the organism in Eukaryota, Metazoa, Chordata, Actinopteri, Scatophagidae. Gene Ontology annotation, biological process: inflammatory response; regulation of mitochondrial membrane potential. The record is from RefSeq and is a predicted model, not a curated record. Gene Ontology annotation, cellular component: mitochondrion. The coding region runs from base 557 to 1009 and encodes 150 amino acids. The transcript has 3 exons.
AACCGUCAAGGUGCCGCCUCUUUGUCAGAUCAGCUGAUCACCUUACAGCAAGGACCUAAACAGCUAGCGAUAGCGUAACGUAGCUGCUGGUAAAAGUUAUGACAGGACAUGACAAUUUUAUUGUGUGUGACAAGGUAGGACAUCGACUAGAAGCGCGUUUAAAAUGAUCGUUUUGACGGCAUAGGACAAAGAUAUUCCGGGGUUUGUGUUGGAGAGGUUGCGCUGCCCUGUCCGGCUAGUUAACAUUUAGCUUUUAUAGCUAACCUGCGUCAGUGGCAGAAGCUAACAGGCUAACUCACCUCAGUCUUCAGGUACCAUUAGCUUGUUAUUAGCCACUUGAACGAAUGUCAAGGGGUGCUUUUAUGAAAUAUUGUGUAGUAGAUAGAAAAGGGUGGCUUGUUUUUUUAAAUAAUGUAGUGUAGCUGUAUAAGUAAUCGUACGAAUCAGAUUUCCUGCGUAUAGUGUUCGGUAGUUGUAUGGCCCAGCUAUUUAGCUGCCCGCAAAGCUAGUAUAAGGAAGCGUUAACGCUGCAGUAAACAUCCUUGACACUCAAAAAAUGUUAGCUUUAGUGUCUCUCUGUCUGUACUUUUCAGAUCCUGGUUUUGGUGAGGAACUGAGAGCGUCUGGCCACCUGUCACUCGAAUUGAAGACUAACGAUGCCUUAUCUCUGAGGAUGGGAGGAAGUGGAUCCAAAGCCAAAGGCGUCUGGCCUUUCUCAGGCAGCGGCGCUGGAGGCGAUUCAAGCAGCGAUGGGAACGAACAGUCUUUGGCCCGACUCAAAGGUUCCAGAAAUGCAACGCCAUUUGUUUUUACAAGGAGAAGUUCUUUGUACUAUGACGAGGAUGGAGACCUUGCUCAUGAAUUCUACGAGGAGACCGUGGUGACAAAAAAUGGCAGAAAAAAGUCCAAGUUGAAGAGGAUUCAGAAAAAUCUGAUUCCACAGGGAAUUGUGAAGCUCGACCACCCCUGUAUUCAUGUUGAUUUCCCCAUCAUCCUCUGUGAGGUGUGAAAAGUUGCACAGGACUGAUCCACAAUGAAGUGCAGCCACAGAUACUUGUCUCGGACUCUUCUUCAAGUCUCCAAGCAUUGCGGUCAAGACUGGAACUGUGGUCUGGAGGCUAAAAAGAAAACUGUCUUGCUAUACUGAUAUAUUGAAUGAAAUGUUAUACAUUUGAAUUCAACUAUAGUCAGACGGUGCCCUGUUCACAUAAAUCCACAUUUUGAUAUUCACACAAGUAGUCAUGGUACAGGUUGUGUUUCCACGACUCAGCGGAUAUGUAAGCAGUCUUAGAGAGUACACCAUAUGAAGUUGUAUUUCUCUUGUGAGUUUUUUUUAGCAGGGAAAACCACCCUUGAUGUGAAAAGGCUUUAAUGUUUUAUGCCUUGUGAAAGAGUGAAACUGCACCUGUCCUUGUAUGUGUACAUGUGUGCACUUAGGCUUGUUUGAGUGAAUGUGUGUGAGCGGGGCUGACGAUGUAGUUACAAGGUAGCAAUUAAGGAUUGUGACAUUUAUUGUAUAUAUGGAUGGUCAUGCUCUGUGUUGUCAUGUCUGAGUUUGUUGCAGAUACCGAAGCUCAGACCUGCACUAGUGAACAAAAUGUACUGUACAUAACUUAAGAUUUCUUAGUUGGAAAUACUUGAAUAAAUGGUUUACUGAGCUGAA